Molecule: messenger RNA, 1143 nt
Organism: Brenthis ino (lesser marbled fritillary)
Lineage: Eukaryota; Metazoa; Arthropoda; Insecta; Lepidoptera; Nymphalidae
Source: the annotation of a GenBank genome assembly
AUGUGGAGUGUGGGAGUAUUCCUUUUCACUCAGAUAGUUGUUUGUCAAUUCACUACAGAAAACACAACAACAACAGAAGAAGACCACACAGUUACACCUUUCUACGCACUAAGCACAGGGGUUGUACCUGCGCCCGUGAUGCUUCGUCUGGGCAACUCUACUAUCGAUAGUACUAAAUCAUUUAAAGUUCCGCAACCAUCAAAAGAACCUGAUUCAGGAACCCGAGCUGCUCCUAAUGUAAACCUAGAUAUGGUACCACACGUUGUAGCAGUUAAAAAUAUAUACUUUGACCACGACAGAAAAUAUGGACCGACUUUCGAAGAUACUCCAGAUGGCAACCUAACUAAAAUAACGAUACAACUAGGUGAAGACGCGCACCUAAAUUGUAGAAUUAGCCUCCUUCAAGACAAAACGGUAUCUUGGGUACGACGAAGAGGUCGAGAGGAUAUUCCAGAACUUCUCACAGUAGGAGCAGUCACUUAUGCAGCAGAUAACAGGGUAUCAGUUGGUAAAAGAUACCCAGGAAAUUGGAGACUACUUAUCAGGGAAGUUAAACCUGAUGAUGAAGGGGUUUACGAAUGCCAGAUAUCGACACAUCCUCCUAGAGUGAGCAGAACUUAUCUGCACGUGAAUACACCACAAGUGUGGGUGGUCGAUGAAGCUGGUGGUCCUCUUCAGGAAAAAUAUUAUGAAGCGGAGUCAACACUUGCACUAGUCUGUAGAGCUCGCCAUGUAGACACUCCCGCAGUACUCACUUGGCUCCACGAGGGCAGAGCACUCAAUGCUGACACGACGAGAGGUGGAAUUAGUGUUAAAACAGAGCAAGUACCGGGUGGUGCUGACAGCGUGCUGAGGUUAGCACGCGUUAACAGCAGUGACGCGGGCAACUAUACCUGCGCGGUGCGAGGAGCAAAGCCUCACACAGUAUCGGUUCAUGUAUUAAACGAGAGCCUAGCGGAACUGCAUGCUGGAGCAUCUUCGUCUUAUGCAUCAUUGAAAACUAUCACGGUUUUAUUCGUGGUCACGUUUUUCACUUCGCAAUAUACUUUUUUACGUGGUACAAUCUCAUUGGCGGUGUUAGCCCUUAGUUUUAAGCUUACAGUCGAAGUAACUGAACGACAAAACGUAAUACUGUUGCCUACG